GGCGCCGGAACGCGGAUGUUGUGCUGUGGGCAGGGCUGGCUGUGCUGGGAGCUGUCAGCAGGGCUGCUGUUACCCCCCAGGCUGGGCUGGGUGCACUCAAAUACUGCUGCUCACCUGGAGCUGGAGCAGAACGGAAACUCGGGAACCCAGCAGCACUUUGUGCAGCUGUGGGCUGACAGCGGUUGGUUCUGCUGGCUGCAGGAGGGCAGAAGUUGCCCUCUGUCUCAAGGGUGCCAGCUUGGAGGUCGAGUCUGCAGGCAGCCUGCUUCUGCCAAGUGGUACGACCGGAGGGAUUACGUCUUCGUCGAGUUCUGCGUGGAAGACAGUAAAGAUGUUAAUGUAAAUUUUGAAAAAUCCAAACUUACGUUCAGUUGUCUUGGAGGAAGUGAUAACUUUAAACAUUUAAACGAAAUCGACCUUUUUAAUAAUAUUGAUCCAAAUGAAUCAAAGCAUAAAAGAACAGACAGAUCUAUCUUGUGUUGUUUACGAAAAGGAGAAUCUGGUCAGGCAUGGCCAAGGUUAACAAAAGAGAGGGCAAAGCUCAACUGGCUCAGCGUGGAUUUCAACAACUGGAAAGACUGGGAAGAUGAUUCAGAUGAAGACAUGUCCAAUUUUGAUCGCUUUUCUGAGAUGAUGAACAACAUGGGUGGAGAUGACGAUGUAGACUUACCAGAAGUAGAUGGGGCAGAUGAUGACUCACCAGACAGUGAUGAUGAAAAAAUGCCAGAUCUGGAGUAAGGAAAACUGUCGUCUUCAGGGUUUGGGGAAAGAACUUCAUCACAUUUCAUAAUUGAGAUAAGAAUUCCUGAGUUGAUAGCCCUAAGGGGAGAUAUUGCAUCCUUUAACCCAUUUUUUUUCAGUCCAUUUUAAAUGGCUUCACUGAUGGUAGGUGUGUACCAUUGUGCGGGGCAGUCUUAAGCCACGAGAGGCAAUAAAUGACGUUAUGCAUGAAUUCCAGACUUCCAAAAACCAAUUGAGGUAUGGGCAAUCGAUCCAGAACAGUCGCAAUAAAGUUUACAGAGCCUCCUUGCCUCGUAGCAGACCUAAUAGCAGAGCAGGCUUUACGUCCUGUGCUCGAUUGGCUUUUUCCCCUCUGGCCCACGGUUAAAUCUGACUUUUGUGCCCGGAACAAAAAAAAACUUCUUGGAUUUGGCUCACCAAAAUUUGAACAAGCGCUGCGCAAUACCUCUGUGGUGUCUUCAGGUGUGUUCCACUAAUGUUUUUAUUAAAAAGGAAACAAAAUUCUCUCUGUUUGCUAUUUAAUGGUUAGUUUUGUGUGUCCCGGUGCCCACGCUGGCAGGGUGAGGCCCGAAAUCCAUCCCCCACCCCGCGGAUCCGUGGGGCCGCGUCGUUGCUUGUGGAUCUGUACGUGAGACCAAAUGUGUUUGCACUGCUGGUAUGGAAGCAAGUGACAACAUCUGUUCGACCCGACGGGGCUCUUCUGUCAGUGAGCCGCCCAGGCUGACAAACCUCAACUUCUGUUCGGAGCGGUGGGAAUUUUUUAAUGUCUGCAUUCUUUCUAAUAAACUGUUGAAGACUCC
Molecule: messenger RNA, 1541 nt
Organism: Meleagris gallopavo (turkey)
Lineage: Eukaryota; Metazoa; Chordata; Aves; Galliformes; Phasianidae
Gene: PTGES3
Product: prostaglandin E synthase 3
Biological process (GO): protein folding; telomere maintenance via telomerase; telomerase holoenzyme complex assembly
Cellular component (GO): nucleus; cytosol
Molecular function (GO): protein-folding chaperone binding; prostaglandin-E synthase activity; Hsp90 protein binding
Source: RefSeq, a predicted model, not a curated record